AUGUCCACCGAAAUCUCAUUUUCCCCUCCUCGGUUAAUCGUCCUCAUUGCGGAACUCAUUUUGACGGUUCUGACCGCCUUUGGCCUCCUUCUCAUUCUGCUCCUUGCCCUUGGCCAUGACGACACAGCACCGCUGGGCAUCCUCCAUAUAACGAUAGCCUGCACACUUCUGGUUUACGCUGCGAUGGAGGGAACUGGCGUAUUGGUUCGUAGUCACUGGUUUAAACGAAACACCCUAGUUGCAAGGUGUAAAUGCCUGUGGCUGGACGGGAGAGAAGACGAAGAGUCGAAGAUGUAUGGGACGAGUGUCAUCGACAGGGAUGUCAAGAAAGGUCCGUUUUCGAUGACCCCCGGAAGGUCGAGAAAGGGCAGAAUUGUGUGA
This is a messenger RNA of Mycena indigotica, 381 nucleotides long. RefSeq lists its product as uncharacterized. NCBI's taxonomy places the organism in Eukaryota, Fungi, Basidiomycota, Agaricomycetes, Agaricales, Mycenaceae. The record is from RefSeq and is a predicted model, not a curated record. The transcript has a single exon. Bases 1 to 381 code for a protein of 126 amino acids.